Molecule: messenger RNA, 2711 nt
Organism: Anopheles gambiae (African malaria mosquito)
Lineage: Eukaryota; Metazoa; Arthropoda; Insecta; Diptera; Culicidae
Exons: 6
Coding region: 1705-2331 (208 amino acids)
Source: RefSeq, a predicted model, not a curated record
ACGCGCCCUUUGCGGUCGCCCGCAGCAAACGAAACGAAAUUGAAAGAAUUAAUAUUAAGCAUGUUUUUAGCAAGAAGUAAAUGCAACGAUCCGAUGUGCUAUGCGAUUCCCCAGAACGAUAAAGCAAACCGGGCGGUGUUAAAACCACCGUGGUGUGUCCCUUUCCUUAUGGGUUUUCGUGCAUGUACAGCACGUUGACAGAAUUACCAUAUCCCAACGGAGAGCGGCCGGCUCGGGUACGAGAUCUCAUUUUAACUUGCUUUCCAAGACAAAUAAAAAGGGCCCCUAAAGGGGUGAUGGGUAGAAGAAACCACAAACAGCCCCUUUAAAAACUAGAGACAGACGCAUCGCCAACGUUUGAGAUCGCUUAUCGGUUCCGCUUAUCUGCUUUUAAAAUGUACUCUUUCGGUGAGAAUAGUUCGUUUCACUCACCCUUUGCCGGCUUACUAGCUCAAGCUCACAUGGUCAUCUCAUUCGCUCUUUUCACCCUGCUCACUUCGGGGAGUCGGUUUGCGCUCUUUCGCAAGAAGCUCUCUCACUGCCACUACUUCUACCGCUGUUGGGGGAUCAAAGGAGCAUGGGCUCGGCUAACAACCUUCUACCAAAAGCUUGCUCAGAACGAUACUUGUUGGCGUAGAGGAACGUUGUUGUGUGUGGUGUCCGGCGUUCGCGUGCACUUUCCGUACUGUACUGUGCCGCCGUUGUGGUGCUCAAGUGGCUUGUUAGUGCGAGUUUGCCGGCUGGUGUUUGGUGUGGUUUGCUAGAAGUGGGCUGUGUGCCGGUUUGCAAAUACAAAUAGAGCAAAAAAAAAAAGAAGAAGUGCCAAUUGGAAUGUGUUGAAAAGGUUCGAAAUUGUAUGCAGAUCACUUGUGUGACGAGUGUGUGUGUGAGUGUGUCAUCCAUAGGGCAUUGAAGUACCGUUUCUUACCGGGUUUCAGGCCACCAGUACCGCCAGUGAUUGUGUGUGUGUGUGGAGGUGCGUUUGACUAAUGAAACAUAAAUUUCCCUACCCAAGCGACAACAACCAUUCCAACGAGGCGGUACAGUCCAGUCCAAACCGUGCUUAACUUGGUCGCAGUGCUCCCGUGAAAGCUUUUUCCCCGGUGUGUCAUUGAGUGAAUUUUUGCCACGGCUCGCAAUAAAAUGAUCAACGAAUGGCAGCCGGGUGGAAUGUGUGUGUGUGAUGUGUUGUAGUACGGUUCGCGAAUCCACCCCUGCGAAAGUCCGCGGUGGACAGUGAAUGAGGUGCGCGUAAAGGUGUACAGCUCGUCGCACGCUCGACUGCUUCACCCCCCAAAAAAGGCUGCCACCAGUUAAUCCGGUGUCGAUAAUCACAACUUCAGCCGGACAAGUGGUUCAUUACAAGAACGCCGACAGCGCGUCAACACGGAUAAAGGGGGAAGUGAAACACGAAAGAAAGAAAACAAGCAAAGAACGCUCACACGGGCCGGCCUCGUAUUGGCCUCACACAAAACAGGCCAAAGUUUUCGUGCUCCGGUGCUGAGAACGGAUGGAAAAGUUUUCCCGUUAAGCUAUACAGAACGAAGGCUACCAAGGAGAGAGUGUGGUGUGAGAGAUAAACAAAAAAAACAGACUCCAAGGCCAUCCGCGGGUCCUCAGCAGCAAGGAAAGUGGAAGCACAACAGUGUGUGGGCAAGAAGGGGCAGCUGAGCAGCUUUCACAGUUCCCCACCGCAGCGUCAUCAUGGACGGAAGGAACCGACGGCGUCAAUUUGGCGGCCCCUGCCACUGUCUCCGGCCACUGAUACGGCUCUGGGGCGUCGUGACAGCGAUUGUGGUCAGUGGCGUCGGGAUAGACAUAAUGGUUCAUGGUUACACUGCAGGUGUUUAUAUAAUAGUUGCCUCCGUAGUUAUAUUCUUACUGGAAAUCAAAUGGCUCUUCACACUGUUCAUAGUGCUCUGUACAAACAAUGACUACUCGUCCGGAUGCUACCGGUGCUGGAGCGUCUGCCGGUACUGUGGCGGUUGGCAUCUGACCUUUCCGUACGUGGCCUUAGGUAUCGCGCUCAUCGUGUGGCCCCAUCGGCUCUGGCUGAGCCACGUGGCAGGUGGGCUGCUGAUAGGGCUGGCCAUGCUGCGGUUGCUCACUGUGUGCAAGUUUCGACCGCACGGCAAAGACGACGAGCUGCUGAACCAUUGCGAUGAGCACGCUGACAAGUACGACAACCUAUCAGAUGUGCUGGUGGACAAUUCAAUGCCCGAGCCGGGCCACAGCUUGGAGGGCACUAACGGCAGCAGUCAGGGCGCACACGAUGACGGCGACGACGACGACGAUGACGAUGUGGCAAUCAAUGGGGACGGCGGCAUGUGACCGGACGGGCCGGUGCGCCCCAAAUCGAAAAGCACCAUCCGGAAGUGCAUGAAUCAAAACUACGAAAAGCUGGACAACGACGAGUGUUGCGACUGCGACGUAAUCAAAUAGGACACAACGGCACUGUAACUGCUGGGAGGGGCGCCGCUUACCCUCCCACAUGUUUGUAAAUAAAGUUAGCCUAACUGCUUGGGUUUCGCGAAUCAGUUUGAGCGUUUCUCCUGCUCUUUCCUUUGUGUGGAAGGUUCGGGGAAAGGAGGAUGGAGGGCGGAGCAGCCGUACGGAAUUUAGCCGCUCGAAUUAAACUUGUAUUUAUAACAUAGCGUUUAGAAAAUUCGGGUUUCGGAGCAGACAUGAUUCAAAUAAACAUUUAAACUAUA